Messenger RNA from Phlebotomus argentipes, 1578 nucleotides. RefSeq lists its product as uncharacterized. Gene Ontology annotation, molecular function: chromatin binding; protein binding. The transcript has 3 exons. Gene Ontology annotation, cellular component: synaptonemal complex; cohesin complex. Gene Ontology annotation, biological process: synaptonemal complex assembly; mitotic sister chromatid cohesion; replication-born double-strand break repair via sister chromatid exchange. The coding region runs from base 25 to 1578 and encodes 517 amino acids. NCBI's taxonomy places the organism in Eukaryota, Metazoa, Arthropoda, Insecta, Diptera, Psychodidae. The record is from RefSeq and is a predicted model, not a curated record.
GGAGUCACCAGAAGCGAGCUCAAGAUGACUAUGAAUAUCUACUAUGAAGUGAUCAGGACACAAGAUGAAGAGCGGUUCUCUCUGUCGUGGCUUGCAGCCACAAAUCCCACUAUUUUUCGGAAUCGCGUGCGAAAGGCGCAUUUGGAGACGAUCCGGGUGGAGAAAAUUUGCGAUGAAAUCCUCAAGGUGCUCAAUACCAGCGAGGAAGAUCCUAAUAAGAGGCUCUCCCUGCAUUUGGCGGCAAAUCUCACUUACGGCACUGUCAAGAUUCACCAGAGAAUGGUGGACAAUAUUUUGGAGGAUGUCACACAAUUCAUGACCAUUCAGACAUUCGUUCAGAACACUUUGAUGCGCCAGGAGAAGCCCAAGAAGUCAAAACCUGCAAAGAAGCGCGGAAAGAAAGCAAAAAGCUCCGGAAGCAAGCAAUGCACGCUUCCAGAUUUUUCAGAGCUUACGGAUCUUUUAGAACCUCCUGUGGAUGAUAGCCAGGACGAUAGUCUCCCAGAAGCCCUGUUCAACACCACAAAUGAUCUCAUAACGCUGCGCGAGGUGGAAUUGUCGACGCACCAUGAAAUUUCGGACAUUGAUGAUGACUUUUUCGGGGAGUUGAACUUGAACUCACAAGAAGCGAGUUUCUUCAAGGAUUUCCUGGACAGGAGCUUCCAGUCUGUUAUCGCGGAUUCCACGUUCACUGUUGAGGCUCCUAAACAUGAGACGCCGUCCAGGGACUCUCCAAUCACUGGACUGACCAUGAUUCCGACGCUUGAGAGUCCGGAAAGUCCUCAAACGCCUCAAACGCAGCAAAGUGUCUUCCAGUAUGAGGAAAUCCCUUUGGUGGCUUCACAGCUUCCGCUUUCUCCGCCAGAUACAGUGUCUGAGGACGAGGAGGAAUUUGUGCCGGCUCGGAAGAGACGCAAGAAAACACUGAAGACAGACAAAGUGAUGAGAAUUUCUGAUACUCAGCAUUUGCACAUGCUGAAGAAUUUCAAAAAGCGCCAGAAGGGAAGAGUUGAGAUUCCUGGCUUCCGAGCGGAUCGUAAUGUCCUGACCAGGCCGUGUCGCAAGAGAAAUGCUGAGCCUCUGAUGGAUCAGUUCAGCAGGAAUUGCAAGAUUCGCUGCCUAGAGGAGGGAUUUGAGGACUUCCUCCUGGACAUUCUCUUCAAGGACUCCGAUCCGAACAAUAACAUGCCCGGAGAGGAAGUGAUGGGGCCGAUUUUGGAGGAUUUCAAUCGGUUUGGCAGAAAGAAAUCGACCAGGAAGCGCCAGAGAGAAUUUCCACUUCCGCCUGCGAUUGAGGAGUUUACUGAACCGCCUCCAGUUCCCAGGGAUUUCCAGGAAAUCCCGCAGGAGCACCGAGAGACAGACUGGACGCUGCAGAGCACUCUGGCCAAGCUCCAGACGCACUGGAACAUGCGAGACGUGCUCGUCUCGCCGGCUGUGCUGCUGAAUGGCGUGGUGGCCAGGAAGGAUGCCGCCCGCGCAUUUAUGUCCAUCCUACAGCUGGUGAAGCUCAAGAUGGUGAAGCUGCACAGCUCGGAUGACAGUCUGGAGAUCAGAUACAUCUCGCCUGGCCAAUAA